Fomitiporia mediterranea MF3/22 is the source of this 3044-nucleotide messenger RNA. RefSeq names its product kinase-like protein. Bases 431 to 2206 code for a protein of 591 amino acids. Gene Ontology annotation, biological process: spliceosomal complex assembly; regulation of mRNA processing; protein phosphorylation. The transcript is spliced from 4 exons. Lineage: Eukaryota; Fungi; Basidiomycota; Agaricomycetes; Hymenochaetales; Hymenochaetaceae. The record is from RefSeq and is a predicted model, not a curated record. Gene Ontology annotation, molecular function: protein kinase activity; ATP binding.
GGUACGUGUCCCAUUGCUCAGGCCAACAAAGAGUGUCUGAUGUAGAAAGGGCAAGGGAUGGUGCAGGGGAAUAGGCAGAUCAAUUUCCAAAGGAGUCGUCGGCAGGCAAAGCGCAAAGCAAGCCUGAGUGACUGCUGAUGAUUGAGGCAAAGUAACAGGAGACCGCAGGGACGGGCUAAAGGGACGAGACCGAAGGACGCGCGGGAAACGCCGGAUCGCGACAAACAAGCGAAAACACGGGCGAAAGAAGGACCAAUCCGGUCCGUCGUAAAUAAUACUUCUACCGUCCGUCCCUCUUCAUCCUCCACCUCCACUCUCUCGCCCCUCGAGUUUGUCCGCCCCCAUCGACUCGUGCGACACGUCCAAUCUCCACCCUGUGCCUGCAGCCGUUCGCUGCCAACCGCUCGUUAACGUCGAUUCAAACUCGUUGAUGGCUCCCACACUUGAAACAACUCAGACGACUCAGUACCAACAGCAACAACAGUGCGCCAAGUAUCAGUACGUCGUCACCUCUGCCGGCCCGAAGAUCGUGCCAGUCCCGGCAGAGGUCGAAUGUAGGGACGAGGAGUCUGCGGCGGACUACAACUCGGGAGGUUAUCUCGCCGUCAAGGUCAAGGACACCUUCAAGGACGGCCGCUAUGUCGUUCAGCGUAAACUCGGAUGGGGUCACUUCUCCACCGUCUGGCUGAUCAAGGACACCGAGCUAAAUCGACAUUCGGCGCUUAAGGUCGUUAAGUCGGCGAGUCGAUACGCCGAGACUGCCCGCGAUGAGAUCAAGCUUCUCCGCAAGGUUAUGGCUGCUAACCCCCAGCACCCUGGCCGCAACUUCGUCGUCUCGUUCCUUGACUCGUUCAUGCAUCAGGGUCCCGAGGAGCAGCAUGUCUGUAUUGUCUUCGAGCCCCUGGGAGAGAAUCUGCUUGCCCUCAUUGAACGCAACAAAGCCAAGGGUGUCCCACGCUCUUUGGUCAAGACCAUCUCAAGACAGAUGCUCCUUGGUCUUCAGUAUCUCCAUGACGAGUGCGACCUCGUGCACACCGAUAUUAAGCCCGAGAACAUCAUGAUAUCGAUACCAGAUGUCGAGGCUCUCAUCCUUGCAGAACUUUCUACGUCACCUUCGCCAACGAGUCGGCGAGUCGGUGUGCCUCCCGGGAAAUCGCGGACGGGAACUGUACUGAUCCCUAAGAAGGGCCGAGACCGUCAUGUCCAGAUCUUCAGUUCUCAACCUCUCCCGAGCCCUACGUCGGGCAAUUCGAGCAGAUCGAGCAGUCCAGGUAACCGCGGCGGCCUCCGAAUGUCAACAAUCACGAGCCCUAUCAGUGCCGCAUCGGACGGAAAGGGACUUGUCGGUUCCGCGCCGCUCUCCGGUAUCGAUUCCAACACUACGUCAGUUGCGAGCUCUGUUGUGUCGGCUUCGCUCGUAUCGUCUACCCCGCCGACGUCAUUAGGAAGUGUGACGUCUAAGAUAGAAGCACCUGCCGAUGCAGAAGGUGCCGAGAAGGCUAUCCCUUCCAGCCUGCUCAUUACUCCAAAGGAAUUACCUGUUCCAAAGCAGAAUAAUGGACCUUCUCUAUUAACGCAGACUGCACCUGCCGACCUUAAAGGAACCGCUGCUUCGUCUUCAGAUGAAACUGUAAGAUGUCCGACUCCACCGCCAGCGUAUUCGGAACCUGCCAUUGAGAUCAAGAUCGCGGAUAUGGGCAAUGCUACUCCGUCUCGUGUGCAUUAUACCGAAGAUAUCCAGACGCGGCAGUAUCGUGCACCGGAGGCGAUUUUGGGUCGUUCAGAUUGGGAUCACACGGCUGAUAUCUGGAGCGCAGCUUGUGUGAUCUUCGAAUUGCUGACAGCAGAGUAUCUGUUUGAUCCUCAGUCGCAAGGCGCACUUUUCAGCAAGGAUGAUGACCACAUGGCACAGAUCAUUGAACUACUCGGCGAUUUUGCACUGGACGCGAAGAUGGGCGGAAAGUACAGUCGUGAAAUCUUUGACUCACAAGGUACUUUACGAUACAUCAAGACACUCAAGCCAUGGCCGCUAAAGCGCGUGAUGAUGGAGAAAUACCUUUUCACACACCGUGACGCUCAAGGCCUCUGCGAUUUCCUGGAACCAAUGCUGCGCGUUGACUUCCGUGCUCGAGCACGUGCAAGUGACAUGGUUGAUCACUCUUGGCUCGACUCAGUGGAUGAGGCGGAGGAGGGUGUAUGCCUAUGAACCUCCUCCGCCAUAUCUGUCGUUUUUUCCACCUCGUCCUUUGAUCACUUCUUCGACUACUUCUUUAUUUUAUCAACUACGCAAUUUCAUCUACUCACUGCCACCACGUCUUAGACUCAGCACUCAUCUCCUACCCUAGACACUAGUCCUACUUCUCAUCCAUGCUCAACUAUAUAUUAUACUACCUAGACUCUCUUCCAUCCUUUUGCCCUCCUGCAGAUUCAUUCUCGCAACUCCACCAUCUUGUCAUAUCCUUUCAGGCCAGCGCGUCAUCGAGUUUCAACACUUCUCUUUGUAUGGUCAUACUUGAUGUUCUCUCCUCCCCAUUCGUAUUUUCGUUAUAACUCGGGGACGUACAUAUCCACACAUCCACCCUAUUCUCUGGUCCAUUUGUUGUUACGUUCAUGCACCCAUUUAUAUUAUUUUCCGGGUUUCUUACACAUGUUCGUUUUCUUCCCAUUAUUCCGCAAUUCUUAUGUUUUGUUGUAACAUCCUCUUUUUAACUACAUUUUGUUUCGCUUGUCUGCGACCCUUUGUUUUCUCAUUCGUAGUGUUUAUACGGCCGACUUCCAUAUUAAAUUUUAUUCUCCCUGUCCCUUUUCCCAUUUAUCAUCGUAGCAGCCUGUAGCUAUGCCUUUUCCUCUUCGUCGUCUCGUCCCAGUCUCCUGUCUCGUCUCCUUCCGUCUCGACAUGUGUACGACGUAGCCUCUCUCUAGACGCAGGUUUACUACCUACCCUUUCACCCUUUCCGCAGAAUCUCUCUUACCGUUAUGUUUCGCAUUUCGUUAAAGGGCUCUUUUUAUGCCUUUUCUUUCGACUCUGUCCUCGUCCCUUUUUU